UGAUGUGCGAAUAUAAUCCCAGUCUCCAUGAGCAGCUGCUUGGCGUGGCUAUCAACGAGAGCCUAGCGUUUUCAUUCUGUUACUCAAAUAAAUUCAGUUCCGUAAACACGUCAGUUAUCCAACAAACAAAAAGCUUGGACAAACUAACGAAAUAACCCCUCAAAAUAAAUCUCAUAUUCCCCUAAUCAUAAGUCAAGUGUAAAUAAUAUAACGAUUUAAGUCAGGGGCAUUGAACAAAUCAAUCGUAAAAUGACGGAUUUGACGGAGGUGAAGAUGAACGUAGCAGCCCUGAAACGCGUUGAUCCGUACAUCAGGGAUAUCCUGGAGACAGCUACUCACGUUGCACUGUAUACUUUUAAUGCUGAUAACAAUGAGUGGGAGAAGACAGACAUUGAGGGAGCAUUAUUCGUUUAUUCCAGGACCGGAGAGCCCUAUAAUAGUAUCUUGAUUAUGAACCGCCUAAACACAAAUAACCUGGUGGAACCAGUCACCCAGGGACUGGACCUCCAACUCCAGGAGCCCUUCCUACUCUACAGAAACGCCAAAUGCAACAUCUAUGGUAUUUGGUUCUACGACAAAGACGAGUGCGUGAGAAUUGGCUCGAUGCUGAAUAAACUCGUCAAGGUGUCUGACGAGAAUCGCAAGACAGUGGGAAAUUCAGGGGGAAAGGGCAAGAAGGGAGGCAAGGCAGCUACCAACAAUGUCGAUAUAUUCAGUAUGCUAAGCAAAGCGCAGGAGGAUUUCAACACUACCAAAGGGUCUGCGAAGAAAUCGGAUGGCAAUGGCGUUGGGAACAGUAGCAUGAGUGAAAAUGCUGGUAAUAUUGCACCUCUUUCGGCACCACUGGGGCUCGACGUCACGUCCCAGAGUGUUAUGGACUUUUUUGCUAAGGCGAAGGUGAAUACAGGACAUUUCAAACCCGGUGACCAGCCCUCGCCAAGUGUCCACGCAGUAACUGAGACGAAGCCCUUCCUGGCGCGACUGAUGUCCUACCCAGCAGCCCACACACUAGAACACAUCGAAAAGCAGCAGAGAUCAAUCACCCCUCAGCCACUACAGCCAGCAGUUCCCUCGAUCCUCCCCCCAGCAAUAGUUCGCACACAGAAAUAUGUAGCCCAAAGCACACCGGCCAGUAAACCGAAGAAACAGAAUAAAAUGACACCACAGCAGGAGUCUGUAGUGUCCACCCUGAAUUCAGUUUCUCAGGAGCUUCAGAGACAAACGAAGAGUGCUAAUGACACCAAUGGCUCCAUGAGCUUCCACAGGAUACAGUCACCUACUACCCCGUCCACUGUACUCAAUCAGGCAACUAGACAUGGGAUUUUCAACAUUGGGGGACAGACUAUUGAUUGUACAAGAAAUGUGCACGACGAUUCAAUGGGAACGGGUUCUCUCCCAGAAGCCGUCUCAGCUCUGCCCCUGUCCUUCGUCAACCUGGGUAUGGACUGCAAGCCAAGUGACUUCACCUCCCCCACAAACCCCCACCCCCCUCUGGGAAAUGCCUUCCUCCAGGCAUCGGAAGAGACUCCCACGAGACAUCUCCACGGUGUCGCCUCAGCCCCAGCCCUCAUCCCCCCAGUAAUGUUCUCGGCCCCAAGUCCCUCGGAGCCUCCCAACAGACCCCUGGAGCCCCUCACUAGGAAUCAAUUACUCCAGGCCUUUAACUAUCUCCUCAAGAACGAUCCAGACUUCAUCAACAAACUCCACGAGGCGUACGUCAAGUCCUUCAGUGAAAUUCUGUCCUAGAUCUCAGUCGAUGGAUUUUUUGUGAUUCUUUUUUAUCGUAAUUUUUUGAAAAGUCGAUCGAUCGGCUAUUUAAUCGAUCGACUAUCGAAGGUUUUGACGAUGGAUGAGACUUAUUGGGAAUUGAUACGGGCAUGCAACGAUAUUGUAGAGAAGAAUGAGAGGAUGUGAAGAUAUGGAGAAUGAAGUAGGAAAAUAAGGGCUGAGGAGGAAAAUCCGGUGAAAAUGUGGGUAAAAUGAUGAAUUUGCGGAGUGUGUCGGCCAAUUUUAUGAACAAAAGUGAAUGAAGUGGAAAAAAUGACGGAAACGUGGGUCAAAGUGCGGAAAAAUUUCAGGAAAUGGGUCAAAUUGAAAAAUUUGUGGGGAAAAUUGGUUCAGCUGGAAAAUACGAGGGAAAUGUGAGUCAAACUGCGGGGAAAUGUGGGUCAAAUUGAAAAUUUUUAUGAAAAAUGUGAAAUAAAUUUAAAGACGAAGAGCUAAAGUAAAAAUUCGGCGAAAAUGUGGGCAAAACUGAUAAAUUUAGGGUGUGUGGGCCAAUUUCAUAAACAAAGAAUGGAAUGAACUGGAAAACGUAAAGGAAAUGUGAGUCAAAUUGCAAAAAUUUCCAGGAAAAUGUGGGUCGAAUUGAGAAAUUUGAUGGAAAGUGCGAGAUAAAUUUGUAAAUCUUCGUGGAAAAUUGGUCCGCAAGGUAAAUAUAAGUAUGUGGUCAAACCACAAACAGAUUCCAAGAAAAUGUGAGAGAAUUGGGCAAAACUAGCCCAACAGAAAAAUUCCAAGAAAACAUGGGUCAAAUUGCAAAAUUGAAGAAAAGUAUGAGAUGAACUAGAGAAUCUGUGGAGAAAAUUUUCUCCACAGGCGAAUACGAGGGAAAUGUGGGUCAAACUGCAUAAAAAUUCCAGGAAAAAUGGGUCAAAGUGAAAAGAUAAAUUGAAAAAUCUGGUAGAAAAUAGCUCCAAUUGGAAAAAAUGAGGAGAUUAUGGGGCAAAUCGUGAACAAAUCCCAAGGGAAUGUGGGUCAAAAUGAAAAAUUGAUGAAAAGGGGGAGAUAAAUUUAAAAAUCUGUGUGAAAAAUUAAUCCAGCCGAAAAAUAUGAGGGAAAUAUAUAUCGAACAGCAUAAUAAUUCCACUAAAAUGUGGGUCAAAUUUAAAAAUUUGAUAAAAAGUGUGACAGACUGGAAAAUCUCUGGAAACAUAUUAAAAGAAAGAAGGAAGAAAAAAUCCAAUUUUCGUUCUUUUUUUUUAAGAAGACGAAUAAAAGAAAUCGAA
Diachasma alloeum is the source of this 3008-nucleotide messenger RNA. It is a transcript of the gene DCP1, whose product is annotated as mRNA-decapping enzyme 1A. The transcript has 4 exons. Gene Ontology annotation, molecular function: mRNA binding; enzyme activator activity. The coding region runs from base 250 to 1746 and encodes 498 amino acids. The record is from RefSeq and is a predicted model, not a curated record. Gene Ontology annotation, cellular component: P-body. Lineage: Eukaryota; Metazoa; Arthropoda; Insecta; Hymenoptera; Braconidae. Gene Ontology annotation, biological process: positive regulation of catalytic activity; deadenylation-independent decapping of nuclear-transcribed mRNA; deadenylation-dependent decapping of nuclear-transcribed mRNA.